AUGUGGAGCUGGUUCGGCGGCGGCGGCGGCGGCGGCCAACGCAAGGACUCGCCAAAGGAUGCCAUUCUCGGGUUGCGGUCUCAUCUUGAUAUGCUGCAGAAACGCGAGAGGCACCUCCAGAACCAGAUAGACGAGCAGCAGAAUAUUGCCCGGAAGAAUGCCAACACAAACAAGAACGUGGCCAAGGCAGCCUUGCGGCGCAAGAAGACGCACGAGCAAGCGCUGGAUCAGACGAUCGCGCAGAUAGGAACGCUGGAGCAGCAAAUAAACUCGAUCGAGUCUGCCAACAUCAACAGGGAGACGCUUGCGGCCAUGGAGAAGGCGAGUCAGGCGAUGAAGCAGAUUCACGGAAAGCUCACGCCGGAGAAGGUGGACGAGACAAUGGAGAAGUUGCGAGACCAGAACGCGCUCAGCCAGGAGAUUGUCGACGCCAUUACUGGCGCAACUAUUGGGGAGCAGGUGGACGAUAUGGAGCUGGAGGAGGAACUCGAUCAACUUCAGCAGGAGCAGUUGGAUGAGGCUAUCCUCAAGACAGGGCAUGUGCCGCUAUCAGACGCUGUGCACAAGAUGCCGACGCCGGCAAACGCGGAACGUACGUCGCCACCCUCUCCCCUUGUCAGUUCUCAGCUGACGAUAGCAGCCGUUUCGAGCAGGAGGCAAGCGGUGGAGGAAGAAGACGAUGAAGAGGCAGAGCUCCGCAAGCUGCAAGCCGAGAUGGCCAUGUGA
Messenger RNA from Drechmeria coniospora, 726 nucleotides. Its product is annotated as ESCRT-III component. Gene Ontology annotation, biological process: vesicle budding from membrane; late endosome to vacuole transport via multivesicular body sorting pathway. Gene Ontology annotation, cellular component: multivesicular body; ESCRT III complex; cytoplasmic side of plasma membrane. The coding region runs from base 1 to 726 and encodes 241 amino acids. NCBI's taxonomy places the organism in Eukaryota, Fungi, Ascomycota, Sordariomycetes, Hypocreales, Ophiocordycipitaceae. The record is from RefSeq and is a predicted model, not a curated record. The transcript has 3 exons.